AUGCUCACUCUAUUGAUAUCAGGACCUACACAACCUGGAAAUGAUAUAGACGUAUUCUUGGCUCCAUUAAUUGAUGAUUUAAAAAUAUUGUGGAAUGGAGUAGAAGGUUGUUAUGAUAGGUACAAGGACGAGUAUUUUACAUUAAGAGCGGUCCUAUUAUUUACUAUCAAUGACUAUCCGGCUCUAUGUAAUUUGGCUGGAUGCACUGGCAAAGGCUAUAAAGGGUGUGUAGUAUGCGGUGACCAUACCUAUUCGAGAUGGUUGUACAAAUCUAAGAAAGCAUGUUAUAUGGGGCACAGACGAUAUCUCAAACUUAAUCAUCCUUAUCGCAAAUACAAAAACUCUUUUGAUGGUCGAGAAGUGCUUGACUUGCCUCCUGAACCAUUGAGUGGAGAGCUCAUAUUUGAAAAAGUUCAAGACAUCAAUAUUCAAUUUGGAAAACCAGAUAGAGAAAAAAAGGAAAUCACUAAAGUUGGCAAGGGUAGAGGACAACAAAAUGACAAAGAGAGAGGAAAACGCAAGCGCAAAACGAAAGAGAAAAACACGGAGAAAGGCAAAGUGAUAAACGAUGACUUGAAUUCAUCAUCUUGGAAAAAAAAGUCCAUCUUUUUUGACUUAGAGUAUUGGAAGACUUUACUUGUCCGACAUAAUCUUGAUGUAAUGCAUAUUGAGAAGAAUGUUUGUGAUAGUAUAGUUGGGACACUUCUCAAUAUUCCAGGAAAAACAAAAGAUACUCUUGCUGGUCGUUUAGACUUAAAAGAAAUGGGAGUGAAAUCUGAAUUACAUCCUAAAGUUGGUGAUAAUAAGCGUACUUAUUUACCACCUGCAUGUUUUACAUUAAGUAAGGAUGAGAAACGUCACUUUUGUGAAACAUUGGCCAAUAUCAAAGUUCCAGAUGGGUAUUCUUCUAACAUACGCAAUUUAGUUUCAAUGAAAGACUUGAGAUUGAUUGGAUUGAAAUCCCAUGAUUGCCAUGCUUUAAUGCAACAAUUAUUACCAAUUGCCAUAAGAUCAGUUUCGCAAAAGCAUGUAAGAUAUGCAGUAACAAGGAUGUGUUUUUUCUUUAAUGCUAUUUGUGCUAAAACUGUGGAUCCAUCAAAGUUGGACAAAUUGCAAGAUGAAAUAGGGAAAACAUUAUGCAUGUUUGAGAGAUAUUUUCCUCCAACAUUUUUUGAUAUCAUGAUCCAUUUAACAGUGCACCUUGUGCAAGAAGUGAAACUUUGUGGACCAGUUUACUUGCGUUGGAUGUAUCCUUUUGAAAGAUAUAUGAAGAUAUUGAAGGGAUACGUUAGAAAUCGUUAUCGUCCAGAGGCAAGCAUUGUGGAGAGCUAUAUAGCUGAAGAAUCUGUUGAGUUUUGCUCAGAAUAUAUUGCAAAUGCAGAAACCAUUGGAAUUCCAAAACCUCGCCAAAAUCCAAAAGGUGAAAGUAAAGGUAUAUCUAGCGGUCGUCUUGAGAAUGCUAAUGAAAAAGACUUAGAACUAGCACAUCGAAAUGUUCUAGAAAAUACAACUGGGGUACAACCAUAUAUCGAUGAUCAUUUAUCAUGGUUGACUCAACAAUAUCCUUCAAGAAGAGAAAAAUGGAUUCGCGAUGAACACCACAAAACAUUCAAGAGUUGGUUUCAAGAAAAAGUUCAUCUAGACAUAAAAGAUCCUUCAAAAAAUGUGUCAAUGAACUUAAUAUGGAUUUCAGAGGGGCCUUCACACAUGGUUGUUAAGCACGAUGGGUAUAUAAUCAAUGGCCAACGCUUCAAUACUAAAGCGCUUGAUGAUAAGAGAGUAACCCAAAAUAGUGGUGUAAGUAUCAUAGCUAGUAUUGCACAAUUUUCUAGUGCCAAGGAUAAAAAUCCGGUCUAUUCAGACAUGACAUUUUAUGGCAUUAUUGAUGAAAUAUGGGAGCUUAAUUAUCAUUCAUUUAAAAUUCCUGUGUUUAAAUGUAAUUGGGUUGAAAGUAACAAUGGAGUUAAAGUUGAUGAAUUAAGCUUCACACUAGUUGAUCUAAAGAGAUUGGGCUAUAAGAGUGAACCAUUUAUUUUGGGAACUCAAGCGAAACAAGUAUUUUAUGUUGAAGAUCCGCUUGAUUCUAGAUGGUCUAUAGUUUUAUCGACCCAACCGAGAAACUUUAGUCAAGAAGAUCAAAGUGACAAUCAUGUACUAGAAGAACUUAAUAAUUUUACAAAUGAACUAGCAGACAUCGUAAAUUUUGAUGAUGCGGAAGUAUCAGCAGGUUCAUAUGCACGUCAAGAUGUUGAAGGAGUAUGGGUUGACCAAAUAGUAUGA
Molecule: messenger RNA, 2280 nt
Organism: Humulus lupulus (European hop)
Lineage: Eukaryota; Viridiplantae; Streptophyta; Magnoliopsida; Rosales; Cannabaceae
Exons: 2
Coding region: 1-2280 (759 amino acids)
Source: RefSeq, a predicted model, not a curated record